GCUGCUCAGGGUGGACCCAGCGUCGCCGUUUGACGCUCAGGAAGUGGACUAAACCACCAAAGAUUCCCGCAGAUUCCGUAUCGUUUGUCCCAAUGUUACUAAACGUGUUCACACUGACCUAAACAUUUGACUAAAUACUCUGUGGGAUAUUUGAGACGAUAAUGCUGGAUGGUUGCACUCAUGAAAUUCACCAGAGACAUAUGCAGGCUGUUGGGACUCGGGAGCGGCCCCCCCAUCCAGCAGGAGGAGCAGAUGGACUGUGGUGCCGCAAACCUUGACCCGAGUGAUGAUGCCACUUUGUCACAGGAUGCAUUAAAUGGAGAGGAGGAUCUGAGUGAAGAGGAGAAGGUCAGAAGAAGGGCAGAGCGACGCAAAGCCAAGAGGAAGCGCCGUCGAAAACGUAAGAAGCAGGAGCAGGUUAAGCAAAAUGAGAGUGCCGAACGGGACGAUGAAGACGAGGAUGGGGGUGCAGAGUCUGAACUGGAUGAUAGUGAGUCGGAAGCAGAGGUUGGUGCUGAAGAGGAGAAAGAGGAGGCUGUCUCACACAACCACGUCGCCACUCCAGCGAUGGCUCCUGCAGGAAUCAAAGGACAUCCGAAAACCCACGUCAGAUCCACUGAAGAGGAGCCAGAGUGGGAUGUGAGCAGUGCCUUCUUUGCUAAUGCUGCUAGCCAUAUCAAACCCAAAGGAACAAGCCGCAAGUCCAAAGAGAACAAGGAGAACGAGGCCAGGAGAGAGACAAAUGGAACUGACACCAUGACCAAGAAGAGCGCGUCGUCACUGACGGCAGAAAAAGGCAUAAAGCUGGUGCAAGAGGGGCAGUACGCACAAGCUGCCAGUAUGUUUACAGAAGCCAUCAAAUGUGAUCCAAAGGAUUACAGGUUCUUUGGGAAUCGCUCCUACUGCUAUUACUGUUUGGAGCAGCAUCCUCAGGCCCUGGCCGACGCCGAGCGCUCCAUUCAGCUGGCCCCCGACUGGCCCAAAGGACACUUUCGCAAGGGCAGUGCUCUCAUGGGCAUGCAGCGGUACAGUGAGGCAGAGAAGGCCAUGGAGCAGGUGCUGAAAUUUGACAAAGACUGUGAGGAGGCUGUCGAUGACCUCUUCAACUGCAAAGUGCUGCAGUUAAUGGAGCUUGGUUUUGAAGAGGUGCAGAGUGUCCUACUGCUGGAGAAGUUUUCAACUGUGCAGGCUGUUCUGGCAUCUUGUGCCGAUGCUGCUGCCAGGGCUGGGAGCCAAGAUCCGUCAGUUGUGCAACCAGGAAGCCCUUGCCCAUCGCUGUGGGUGGGAAAUGUGACCACUGAGUUGACUGAGAAACAUCUAUGGGACAUUUUUAUAUUGUAUGGUGAGAUCGAGAGUGUCCGUGUUCUGCAUGAGAGAUUCUGUGCCUUUGUCAACUUCAAGAAUGCAAACAUGGCUGCUCGUGCCAUGGAGAAACUAAAUGGUUAUUGUAUUGAAAACACGCGUUUAGUGGUGCGCUAUCCUGACCGUCGCACGCAGAGGGUCCUUCCCAUCCCACUCAAGACCUGUCUCCCUGCCACACAGCAGGCCGGGGCAGCUGCUGGACCUCGACGACGUGGCCCAGUGAAUGAAGACGAGUGUUACUUCUGGAGAACCACCGGCUGCCAUUUUGGGGACAAAUGUCGCUACAAACACAUUCCUGAUCAGAAAGGCAAGGACAGGAAGCCCUGGCAGCCCUGAGCUCAGUUUACUCUCUGCCUCAGUAGUGUGCAGGAAACUGGGAUGCACAGAGUGUGCCAAAGGAGCCGGUACUCACUGGGCCAGGUUCUCUGGGCUAUUUUAUAUUUACUGAUGCAGAAUGGACUGGACUAGUCGAAGGAACAGAGCCAGCACUCGGGCUCUAAAGCAGGGAUGGUCACACAUGUGCCACAAAGGACUGGGAGCGUGAAGAUUUUUAUUUCAACUAAAGCUUUUACUCAACGAUAUCGCUCAGUAGUAACAACACCGGAGCAACACAAUGACCUGGUGUAGUCCUUUGUUUUGCAUGUAAACCUUCACAUUCGCAGCCUUCCAUGGCACAUGGGGACCUAUUCCAGCUUUAGGGGACACAACCUAACCUCACAGACGUGCAACAUAAGGAGGAACUGCAUGGUCCACGAUGGGGGGGAAAAGUAAUGGCUCUGUCAUGGACCGCAGUAAUGAAAGGACUCGGUAUGGAUUUUUCAGGUUCUUCAGUGAUGAUCCUAGGGACCCUCCUUCUUUAGAAAUUCCAUCACGAAUCAGUGCCACCCCCGCCUAUUUUCAAAGUACAGUAACUCGACCAAUACUUCAACUUGCUGUCUGUGAACCUGAUUUUUAACAGUUAUGGUUUAUUCACGGCCCACAACUGCUCACCAGUCUGCGGUUCAGUCUGGUACUCAAUUUCCCACUUGUUGUUCCUCUUCCUAUAUCAACACGUUGUCUGCCAGACCAAAGACUUACCAACAGACUUACACGGCGUUUCAGUACCUCCCCUACACACAUGAGGUUCUUUUAGCCAAUAAGCUCCACAGGCCCAGAGCGAUGCCUUUCAUACUGGGCGACGUAGCCUUAGUUAAGAUGAUCACACAUGGGUAAAUAGACACAAGAACUACACCGUUGUCUCGAGGAUUUGAAAUUUGUAUUAAUGCAUGGACUAGGUGUAUCUUUCACUUUAUCUAUCGGCUGCCCCUUUGUUGAUUGAAUAGGCAGACUGCAUGCCUGUUGAGUUGUCGUGACAAGUUCCGGAGGACUCAUUGUACGGCAUGGAAGAAGUAGUGGAAACAUCUGACCUGCUCUAUGACUAUGCAAAAGUUUAAGUGCCAACUCUGUGUCAGUCAUACACACGCCUUUAAUGCCUGUGACAUGGCAAUGCCAUUGAUAAAGUUCAUACUACAGGACUGUGCCUUUACUAAAAAUCAUGUUCAGCCAUGUGCGUGCGUACACACACACACACACACACACACAUAUUCAUGGCCACAUGUGUAACAUAAUCCACUCGCAGAACUUUUGAAUCUCAAAAAGCAGUGUUUUUAACCGUAGGGCCUCCAUUUCAGUAUUUUAGUGAACCAAAGAAUGCUUCAUCUGAUGACUGCACUAAAACAGCCUUGUUUUUUAAAAUAAGUUUCAACACUAGGCAGUGCAUUAAAACCUAUCGGCAUGUGUCUGUAUCGUCCACUAGAUAAUGAUUACAAACUCCUGGUUUAGGUCCACACUACAUUCACUAGUAAACUAUGCACAGCGUAGUGAGAGUAUUUAUUUCCUUAUUUAUGCUGACGUUUUUUCCAUUUCUCUUUUACAACAGAACUUAGGAGCUGAAUACAGCUUUUCAUUUACUGGCCUGUUAGUGUUUGGGUAAGUCCCCUCUUUGGUUUCUUCCUGGCUUUAAGAGCCAUUUGGUGCAAACACUGUCACAUGCUGCACUUCUGCUUUUCUCGUAUUAACUUUCCGUCUCGUGGCUAAAACUUGUGAAAAAGGAAUUGGGCACCAAACUUUAAGACCGCACUUGUUGAACUUGCUCGUUUCUUUUUGGACUGGUGCUGUUAACAAUGGCGGUGCUUUCAAUUUUGCAGGCUAAUACAAUGCAUUGGAUGUUACUGUAGCAUAUUAUUAUUUACUUAUGGAUAUUUCAGAAUGGGACAUAAGUAUUCCCUGAGUUUAAUUUGAACUAUUCGGUAUGUUUUUCAUCUUUUUACCUUGUUUGAAACUUUUUCAGGAAAAGGCAUUUUUAAUUAUAAUAUACACGUUGAUAACCAGAGCACUGCAAUCCUGUUAAUCUUCCAAAUAUUUUGUAUUAUCGUUACUGCACUGCGAAAAGAGUCUUUUAUAUUUAAUAAAUGUAUUUGAACCACC
Molecule: messenger RNA, 3828 nt
Organism: Anarrhichthys ocellatus (wolf-eel)
Lineage: Eukaryota; Metazoa; Chordata; Actinopteri; Perciformes; Anarhichadidae
Product: hsp70-Hsp90 organizing protein 1
Exons: 16
Coding region: 169-1698 (509 amino acids)
Molecular function (GO): metal ion binding; protein binding; RNA binding
Source: RefSeq, a predicted model, not a curated record